This is a messenger RNA of Mus caroli (Ryukyu mouse), 4659 nucleotides long. The record is from RefSeq and is a predicted model, not a curated record. NCBI's taxonomy places the organism in Eukaryota, Metazoa, Chordata, Mammalia, Rodentia, Muridae.
UACAUAUCUAGCCAAAGAGGUUUUUUUUUUUUGUUUUUUGUUUUGUCUUUAUAAAGUCAAGUAAGGGUCUGGAGAGAACGCUGACUGCUCAGAGAACCUUUGUCUUUUCUAAAGCCCGGCCCAGGAUGCGAGCCAGGGCUCAGAGACGCCGCGCCUGUUGCCACGUCUGCUUUCGGUUUCUGGGCGUCUCCAUUUUGGGGACCCUAAGGCACGCAGCGAAGUCUCUGAGACCUGAGCCUCUCAAGCGGCCACUUAGGGGCGGACAGUUCGCGGGAACAUUAACAAAGGAAUGCAGUAGAACAAAGGUCACUGGUGUUCACAGAUUGUGGAAUUCAGCAAUGGCCUCGAUUCAGUUUUGGUGAAAUGGCGGCCAUUCUCAUCUUCUCGGAGCCCUUCUCUUUGCUCACACUCGGGGCGAUUCUGCCCCCGCAAGAGUACUCUGGGGACGUCCUUAUCGCUGGGAGAGUACGGUCGCAUCUCAUUCCUGAACCUGUUGGGCUUGCUGGGCGCGUCACCUGGCUAGCAGCUUGGGCCAGCUCCGCAGGCUGACUUUCCUGGACGCCUACUGAAGAGUCCGCUCCUAUCUGUGUUCUUUCCAGUGUCUCGUUCCAGUCAGUUUUCUGGAGGUCUCCAGCGAAGACCGGCGACAAAGCCGUUGUUGAGUGGGAUGGGCCGGCGACCGCCCGGUAGUGUCUCUAUUGCAAGAACUCUGAAAGAAUGGAGAGAGCCCUCAGCAAUGAUGUUGGCUUCUCGUGGUUCCCAGAGCCCUGCUUAAUGGAUGGAGACUGGACGAGAACCUGGCUGCUGUGGUUCUGAACAUGGCCCAGAGCCCUGUGUCUGCCGAGGUCAUUCACCAGGUGGAAGAGUGUCUUGAUGAAGAUGAGAAGGAGAUGAUGCUCUUCCUGUGUAGAGAUGUGACUGAGAACCUGGUUCCACCUAACGUCAGGGACCUCCUGGAUAGCUUAAGUGAGAGAGGCCAGCUCUCUUUUGCUACCUUGGCUGAACUGCUCUACAGAGUGAGGCGGUUUGACCUUCUCAAGAGGAUCUUGAAGACAGACAAAGCAACCGUGGAGGACCACCUGCGCAGAAACUCUCACCUGGUUUCUGAUUAUAGGGUCCUGCUGAUGGAGAUUGGUGAGAGCUUGGAUCAGAAUGAUGUUUCCUCCCUAGUUUUCCUUACCAGGGAUUACACAGGCAGAGGCAAGAUAGCCAAGGACAAGAGUUUCUUGGAUCUGGUGAUUGAAUUGGAGAAACUGAAUCUGAUUGCUUCAGACCAAUUGAAUUUAUUAGAAAAAUGCCUGAAGAACAUCCACAGAAUAGACUUGAACACAAAGAUCCAGAAGUACACCCAGUCCAGCCAAGGAGCAAGAUCAAAUAUGAAUAUUCUCCAGGCUUCGCUCCCAAAAUUGAGUAUCAAGCAUAACUCAAGGCUCCAGAAUGGGCGAAGUAAAGAGCCAAGAUCUGUGGAACACCGUGGCAUUCAAAGAACACUGGUGAAGACAUCUAUCCAGGAAUCGGGAGCUUUUUUACCUCCGCACAUCCGUGAAGAGACUUACAGGAUGCAGAGCAAGCCUCUAGGAAUCUGCCUGAUCAUUGAUUGUAUUGGCAACGACACAAAAUAUCUUCAAGAGACCUUCACUUCCCUGGGCUAUCAUAUCCAGCUUUUCUUGUUUCCCAAGUCACAUGACAUAACCCAGAUUGUUCGCCAUUUUGCGUGUACGGCCCAACAUCAAGACUAUGACAGCUUUGUAUGUGUUCUGGUGUGCCUAGCAGGCUCCCAAAGCAUGAUGGGCAGAGAUCAAGUUCACUCAGGGUUCUCCUUGGAUCAUGUCAAGAACAUGUUCACGGGGGACACGUGCCCUUCUCUCAGAGGGAAGCCAAAGCUCUUUUUUAUUCAGAACUACGAGUCGUUAGGUAGCCAGUUGGAAGAUAGCAGCCUGGAGGUAGAUGGGCCAUCAAUAAAAAAUGUGGACUCUAAGCCCCUGCAACCCAGACACUGCACAACUCACCCAGAAGCUGAUAUCUUUUGGAGCCUGUGCACAGCAGACGUAUCUCACUUGGAGAAGCCCUCCAGCUCAUCCUCUGUGUAUCUGCAGAAGCUCUCCCAGCAACUGAAGCAAGGCAGGAAACGCCCACUCGUGGACCUCCACGUUGAACUCAUGGACAAAGUGUAUGCGUGGAACAGUGGUGUUUCUUCUAAAGAGAAAUACAGCCUCAGCCUGCAGCACACUCUGAGGAAGAAACUCAUCCUGUCUCCUACGUGAGAACCCCGAACCGUUGGCAUUCUUGGUAUGAGCCGUAAACUCCUGUGCCUGGGAAACCGUCUCACUCCCGCCACCGUGCCUUUACCGCUCUGAUGGACAGUAAACUUCCCUGCUUACAUUCCUAGGUGGGAUGUUUUGCCAGAGUGUGGAGAAAAGUAAGACAUAAACCUAUUGUCUUUUUUGGGGGGGAGGGGUUAUCUACCAAAUUAUUAUAUGGGUGUAUAGUGUAUGGUUCAAGAUUUGACACUGAAUGUAACUUGAGACUUACCUGAGUUUGUCAUGCGACUGGAUAAAUUGUUUCUAUGGCACAUCUAAUCAUUUAAUAAGUUAUUAGCUCAUUAAGUACCCAUUGCUUCAGGACUUUCACAUUGGCCGCCAAUUUCUGUGACCCAGCUCCACAUUUAUAUUCUUUUUCUGCAAAAACAAAUUUCAUUAUGUCUGUUUAAUAUUUACAGUAUAAUGCUUUGUAACACAUCUAGACCAUGAGCACAGGAGAGCUGGCCCUGACCCUCGCCAGCUGUGCAAUGGCUUAGGUGAAGGAGAACUAGCCCUGCUCCUUGAAGGUUGUAAUGCUUGGGAGAGUAGUCUGUACCUUGCCUGGGCAGCACAGUAGAGCCAGCCCCAAGAACACAACAGUGAGUGGGGGAGCUCGCCCUGGUUGGCUCAGGAUCAGGAACAGGAGUGAUGACCAACUUGGGGCUUUGAGGUGGCCCACCCCAGCAUCCACAUCAUCUGUGAACUGCCAGAGCCUGUGAAGGGGCUGGUCCUGUAGAACUAAGGCUGCAGGAUCUCCAUGACAACAACAGGGCAACAACAGGGUAUCUGAGAAGGGUCCCCGUGAGGAUCCAGUAUUUAUAGUGCACCAGAAGCCAGAGGCCUCGAAUCAGACCAGUGACCCACUGCACUGAGUAAAGAUGUGAGUAAGUAAAGAUGUGUGGACACACGGAAAUACUGAGGGACACACAGGAGCUUUUAUGGAGAUGUUUUAUUUUUUUGUUUUUUGUUUCUUUGACAGGAACAGAUUGCAAGGGCAGAGAGUAGAUAAGGAAGCUGGAGACACGAGUGGGGUUGGGUGCAUGAUAUAGAAUUCACAAAGAAUCAAAAAAACUAAAAAAUAAAAAGGUUGCCUAGUGAGAUUACUUAUUUAUGAUUUAUAUAGCUAGCUUUUCUUUGUAACAAGAGCAGAUAGAAUUUACUUAUUUAUUAAAUACUAUUGAAGCAAGGUUGUAACGUACGUAGCAAAAGUCCUGCCAUACCAGUACUAGCGUGGGGAGGCCAAAGGAUCACAUGUUCUGAGCCAGUCUAGGUAUGUAGUAGCUGUGUAAUGAGAUUGUGUGUUCGCCUGUUUGUGAGAGGGAGGAGAGAGAUAAAUUCCAAAACAUGUAACACAGUAUAAUUUUAUUAGCUGCUAUAAAACAUGGUUAUUUUACUUUGUAUACUCUUGAGUAACCUAAUAGUAUAAUCUCUAUCUCUAUUGAAGGAUAGUAGUCAAACCCCUCCCCUCAGGGUUUAGGGAUCUGUUCCAAAGAGGAGGCAGAAAGACUGAGAGCCAGAGGUGGUGAAAGGCUCCAGGGAAGCCGCAUCUUCCAGACAGAACAGGACCCAGGCACAUGUGACUGACAGCACAGGUUCAAACCAGACAUAGUCCCAGCACUGAGAAAGGGAGGCGAAGUUGUGGGCCAUUGUGCUCACACCUGAGCACAGUGGGAAUCAGGAGUGUCCAACCCUCAGGGCUGUCUCGUCAGAGGGAGAGAUGUAUAACCUGUUUCUGCCCAGAAGGCAGGAACAAUGCGAUUCGUAGCUGGUGGUCUCUGCACUAUUUGUACCGCCAAGCCACACCGCCUUCCUCAGACUCAAGUUCAUGUCAGUCAAUCAGCAGUCUGCCCUCCCUGCCACCCUCAUCAGGACCACUGUUUUCCCUGAGCCUGCUUCCUCAGUUAAUUCAGAGAACCUAUCUGUAUGCAAGAUGUUGCUUGUACUCUACAGCCGUCUCUUAAGCUUUUCUGUACACACACGACUGGUUAAUUACCACCAGAAACUAGUUUAAAAUUGUGCUGUGCCUAAAAUAAACUACUUGGGGCCAGACUCCAGAAGUUUGGACAAAAACUGUCCACUGAGUCACGUUGAGACAGACUUUCUUUUUGCUUCUCUUGGAUCAACACCCUGCUGGUUAAGGUGUUUGCAGAGAUCCCCACGAAGGGGAGAUUGUGCAGUAGAUAGCUGCCGAGAAAGGGAAGUCAGCUUUCUCCAGUGGAGUGUUAUUGGACAUAUCUACUACCCGUCAGGGCAGGCCCCAGACCCAGGAGAAAUUGGCUAACAUAAAACGGACUCUGUGUGCUUCUCUUUUUAUUGACUUUCUUUUUUUUUCUUUCUUUUUUUUUUUUUUUUUGGUUGU